AUUCCCAACUCAACCGGAUCCAUCUCUCUCUGCCCUAACCGGUCCAUCCAGUUGCUUCUCCACGGUUCUCUCCGGUUCGUUCUCUCUCCCUAAUCACUCUCUUCACCCUUAACAAUAAAAAAAAAAAAAAAAAAAAAGCGUUUCCUCAACCUGGGUAUGCACUGGUUUCUCUAUUCCUUUUCUUCAGUUUUUUUUUUUUUUUUGUUCCUUAACCAUACCCUGAAGCUUUGAACAUUUGAAUUUUUAAAAAAGGUUGAAUCUUUGUUACAAUUUGGCUCUUGGGUUCAUGAGAAAGUGGUUGUUUAUGUUGUAGUUACACUAGCGAGUUAAUAACAGGGUUGUUAUGUCAUUAUUAAUCUCCUCAGUGGUUGAUUUUAUUAUAGGAAAUAUGGGUUCGAAUCUGGAACCAGUGCCAAUCACUUCUCAGAAACAUGACCCGGCAUGGAAGCAUGUUCAGAUGUUUAAGAAUGGGGACAAGGUGCAGCUUAAGUGCAUAUAUUGUCUCAAGAUGUUCAAAGGUGGUGGGAUUCAUAGGAUUAAGGAACACCUUGCUUGUCAGAAAGGGAAUGCUUCCACUUGUAGCCGUGUUCCUUAUGAUGUUAGGCUUCAUAUGCAGCAGAGCUUGGAUGGGGUUGUGGUGAAAAAGAGGAAGAAGCAGAAAAUUGAGGAGGAGAUUAUGAAUGUUAAUCCUUUGGCUACUGUUGUCAACCCUGUGGCUAAUCAGGUGGAUGUGAAUCAGGGGCUUCAGGCUAUUGGAGUGCACAAUUCAGUGGAGCACAAUUCAAGUUUGCUAGUGAAUCAUGGUGAAGGAAUGAGUAAAAAUAUAGAAAGAAGGAAGAAGAUAAGAGCCAGCAAGAAUGCUGCACCAGUUUAUGCAAACUCUGAGGGUGUUGUUGGUGUGGAGAAGAAUGCCUUGUUCUCCAAGAAGAUGGACAAUCACAUUCAUAUGGCAAUUGGUAGGUUUUUGUAUGAUAUUGGUGCACCUUUUGAUGCUGUGAACUCAAUCUAUUUUCAGCAAAUGGUUGACGCUAUUGCUUCGAGGGGGCCGGGUUUUGAACGGCCCUCACACCACGAACUUCGGGGUUGGAUCCUGAAAAACUCUGUGGAGGAAGUGAAGAAUGAUAUAGAUAGAUGCAAGAUGACUUGGGGGAGGACUGGCUGUUCCAUUUUGGUUGACCAAUGGACAUCAGAAACAGGAAGAAUACUGAUAAGUUUUUUGGCAUAUUGUCCUGAAGGCAUAGUCUUUUUGAAAUCCUUGGAUGCAACUGAGAUUUCAACAUCUGCAGAAUUUCUGUAUGAGUUGAUAAAACAAGUAGUAGAAGAAGUUGGAGUUGGGCAUGUACUGCAAGUGAUUACAUCAGGGGAAGAACUAUAUGCGAUUGCUGGGAGACGGUUGACUGAUACUUUUCCUACCCUUUAUUGGAGCCCUUCUGCAGCUCACUACAUUGAUUUGAUACUUAAAGAUUUUGGAAAUCUUGACUGGAUUAGUGCAGUGAUUGAACAAGCUAAAUCUAUAACAAGAUUUGUCUACAAUUAUAGUGCAAUUUUGAAUAUGGUUAAAAGGUAUACCUUAGGGAAUGAUAUUGUGGAUCCCUCUUUCUCACGCUUUGCAACAAAUUUUACCACAUUGAAGAGGAUGGUUGAUCUUAAACACAAUUUGCAGGCCUUGGUCACUUCUCAGGAGUGGGUGGAUUGCCCAUUUUCAAAGAAACCAGCAGGUCUCGAAAUGUUAGAUUGCCUAAGCAAUCAAACAUUUUGGUCCUCAUGUGACAUGAUAGUUCGUCUAACAGCUCCUCUCUUAAAAGUUCAGAGAAUAGCUGGUAGUGAGAUGAGACCUGCAAUAGGGUACGUUUAUGCUGGAAUGUACCGGGCAAAAGAAGCAAUUAAGAAAGCACUUGUGAAGAGGGAGGAUUAUAUGGUGUACUGGAGUAUUAUACAUCAUAGAUGGGAAAGGCUGUGGCAUCAUCCUCUUCAUGCUGCAGGCUUCUACCUUAAUCCUAAGUUCUUCUAUAGUAUUCAAGGGGAUAUGCACAGCGAGAUUCUCUCAGGGAUGUUUGAUUGCAUAGAGAGAUUAGUACCAGAUACAAGAGUCCAAGACAAAAUUAUAAAAGAGAUAAACUUAUACAAGUCUGCUGCAGGAGACUUUGGGAGAAAGAUGGCAGUCAGAGCUAGAGAUAAUCUGCUUCCUUCUGAAUGGUGGUCAACAUAUGGAGGAGGCUGCCCUAACUUGUCACGUUUAGCAAUUCGUAUUCUCAGCCAAACAUCCAGUGUGAUGUCCUGCAAGAGAAACCAGAUUCCUUUUGAACAAAUAAUCAACACAAGGAAUUAUAUAGAGCGCCAGCAUCUUACUGAUCUUAUCUUUGUUCACUGCAACUUACGAUUAAGACAAAUGUUAAUGAGUAAAGAACAAGAUUCCAGUGACCCCCUAUCAUUUGACAGCAUUAGUAACGUUGAAGACUGGAUUGGGCCAAGGGAUUUGUACUUAGAAGAGUAUGGGAACUCAGAUUGGAUGGCACUGGAUCCAUCUUCUGUUAACACAAUGCUGUUAAGGCCUUUAAAUGAUGAAGCAGAAGAAUUGGGUGAAGGGUUUGAUGAUCAUGAGAUUUUCAGUUUUGUGAAAGAUAGCGAGGAUGAAAAUACUGGAGACAAGUUGGUAAACCAUUAGUGAAUGAUCAGAAGAACCAUGCUUUUGCGUGUGGAAUCUGUGCUGAGUCUGCUGACAGAUUUCCACAUUAUUGUCCAAUGCAGAAAAAAGUGUAAUAUCCACUUGUUUCCAUGGUUUCCCAAGUGCUGAUUGGUGAAAAUUAAUCUUGGAAAUUCAUUGAAGGAAACUGUUGAGGUGCUGGUUGGACAAGUGAGGGGCAUCCAAAUCAUUGUUAGAUAUAUGAACAGGCAUGGAUUGCAAUAUUCUUGUACAGUUACCUGUAUUCUAUUUAUUAAUUUUUCUCUAUUUCUUGCACUAGUAGAGUGUACAGAUCUUGCAAACUAACUGAAAAUAAGUUGAUAAGGAAAGGGACCAAUUAGAAGCUUUAAUUUUUCAUUUUUGGCUAACUCUUAGAAUUUCUAGAAUAGAUUAUCCCAAUUGUUCAAGUGGAUGCAUCGCUGAUUUUCCUGUAUGGAUUUACUUUUUAUGG
Abrus precatorius (Indian licorice) is the source of this 3134-nucleotide messenger RNA. RefSeq lists its product as uncharacterized. The record is from RefSeq and is a predicted model, not a curated record. NCBI's taxonomy places the organism in Eukaryota, Viridiplantae, Streptophyta, Magnoliopsida, Fabales, Fabaceae. Gene Ontology annotation, molecular function: DNA binding; protein dimerization activity. The coding region runs from base 344 to 2665 and encodes 773 amino acids. The transcript has 4 exons.